Messenger RNA from Trypanosoma conorhini, 643 nucleotides. RefSeq lists its product as uncharacterized. The record is from RefSeq and is a predicted model, not a curated record. Lineage: Eukaryota; Euglenozoa; Kinetoplastea; Trypanosomatida; Trypanosomatidae. The annotation marks the transcript as partial. The transcript has a single exon.
AUGCUGCGGGCACUCUCCCGGCCCUUGGGGAUCUUUGGGCGCACCCCCUCCGAAAAUGACGCUGGCGGCGUGGCUGCCGCACCGCGGCGGCCCCCGCUGAGGAGCGAGGAACGACCGCCGGGGGUUGCGCCGCGUACCACGAAGGACUCGGCGAACCUCGCCGCUUGCAUACACCGCCACGGCGGACCGUCGGGAGGGAGGGCGGUGGGUGCGCUGUUGGGCGCGGACACGACGCGUGGGCGCGGCGGGCGCGGUCGCGGGCAGUGUGCCCCAACGUUAUUGGACGGCGGCCUGCCCACACAGACAUCCGCACAGGGGUGGGGCGUCGCCACCGUCAAUCACCCGUCCACGGAAGCCAUACGGCGAUACCGCCAGAGUUUGCCUGCUGCGUCCCGCAGUCGUGUCCGGCGCGUUGCGCGUGUGCCCGUCGGUUACUACCGUGCGUCGCACCAUGGCGGGAGCGUCUCAAGCCAGCCGGUGGGAUUUCGCCUCCGCGUGGAAGAUGACGCCGGCGGCAGCAAAUGGGAGGAUUCCCUGUCGUCGCAUGGAGGCUCGACGGUGACAGUGCGGCCUUGCGUUGCGCCCCUCCGCCGGCACCGUCCGCUGAGUGAGGAUGCGAAACUUAGUGGUCCCGGCCAAAGCG